GUCCGUCUUUGCGCAGUCUGUCGUCUGGUGUGCAGUGUCCACGCAGAGUCAGGUCACCCUGUCGACGGCGUUAACAAUAAUAGCCAAUUAAUUAGUCAGGAUGAACGUCGUCGCCAAGUCGUCGCCUUUCUUCAAGGCCACCCUCAACGUGAUCAAUGUCGGCGCCAAGGAGGUCAAUCAUCAAGGUGGCAAGCUCCAUCGCAAGAAGAUCAUCGUCGCCAGCCCAGUGAGGCGUACUCUGGGAUGCAGUCUGGCCAAGGAUUUGCUCAAUGGUCCCGUGGCCAUAAGUUCGACAAUCGGAGUGAACUCCAAAGUGUCGCAGCAAAUCAGGCUAGCACAUACAGACAUUCGCAUCCCAGAUUUUGAUGAUUACCGCAGGCCAUCUGUCAAAAGUCCAUAUGCCAAAAGCAAGGAAUCAGCACCUGGCCGUCAGUCAGUAUCAUAUAUAACUGCAUUAGGUACUAGUGUUGUUGGUCUAUACACCGCAAAGGCUUUCGUAACUGACUUACUUUCAACGAUGUCUGCAUCCGCUGAUGUAUUGGCUAUGGCUAAAAUUGAAGUUAAGCUUGAUUCUAUCCCAGAGGGAAAGAGCGCAGUUUUCAAAUGGAGAGGAAAGCCACUUUUCAUUCGUCACAGAACGGCUACCGAAAUCGAGAGAGAAGCCGCAGUUGACGUUGGAUCUCUCAGAGACCCAGAAGCUGACUCUGUCAGAGUAAAGAACCCAGAAUGGUUGAUCGUUAUCGGUGUCUGCACACAUUUGGGCUGCGUACCAAUCGCUAAUGCCGGCGAGUUCGGCGGUUACUAUUGCCCGUGCCACGGUUCCCAUUACGACGCCAGUGGCAGAAUCAGGAAAGGACCGGCUCCUCUCAACUUGGAGGUACCCCAGUACGAGUUCCAAGAUGACUUGGUCGUAGUAGGCUAAACGUUUUACUUGCUUCUCGAGUCUUAGAAAAAUUUAUGAUUGGCAAUAUACAUUUUUUUUACAAAAAUCUUUUUUGUGAAGACAAGUUUUUGUUUGAAACAUUUACGAUUACGAAAAAUGAAAAAAAAAACAACAACAACAAAUUUUAACAGUUAGUAAAGAAUCAUGUACAACAACGCAUUCUCGUCGAUCGAAAAGCGAAUGUUAUCGACUGUCAACAUAAAGUUACAUAUAACGCUGUACAGUCUAUAGAAUAAAUAUUUGAAGAUUUUCAAAAAGAAUAAAAAAAAAAGAUUAUUGUCACUUUA
Trichogramma pretiosum is the source of this 1230-nucleotide messenger RNA. It is a transcript of the gene RFeSP, whose product is annotated as cytochrome b-c1 complex subunit Rieske, mitochondrial. The coding region runs from base 101 to 922 and encodes 273 amino acids. The transcript is spliced from 4 exons. Gene Ontology annotation, cellular component: membrane. Gene Ontology annotation, molecular function: quinol-cytochrome-c reductase activity; 2 iron, 2 sulfur cluster binding. Lineage: Eukaryota; Metazoa; Arthropoda; Insecta; Hymenoptera; Trichogrammatidae. Gene Ontology annotation, biological process: mitochondrial electron transport, ubiquinol to cytochrome c. The record is from RefSeq and is a predicted model, not a curated record.